Colletotrichum truncatum is the source of this 366-nucleotide messenger RNA. RefSeq lists its product as uncharacterized. NCBI's taxonomy places the organism in Eukaryota, Fungi, Ascomycota, Sordariomycetes, Glomerellales, Glomerellaceae. The record is from RefSeq and is a predicted model, not a curated record.
AUGAAAUCUUAUGGCAUCAGAAAAUUCAAAUUUUGGCAACCUACUGAAAUUUCGCAUUUAUACCUCAAAUUUAAUAUCUUGAGCCGAUUCUUAUCCUGCAGAUACAAACUAAACAGGCGCUACAACACCGUCACCUCUCAACUCGGAUUUCAGCCUGCCCGACAACAUGAAGUUUUUCGCCGUAAUCUCUCUUCUUUUCGCCACUGCGGCAUCGGCUCAGUCUUGCACUGGCAACGAGCUCCAAAGUUGCCAGGGCAACAAAAUCAAGUUCUGCAACCUCGCCAAAAACAAUGUGUUCGAUUUCAUGGAUUGCUCUCCUCAAAGAUGUGUCAAUGUUGCAGGUGGAGCCAACUGUCAAUAGUUUGA